Messenger RNA from Colias croceus (clouded yellow), 7077 nucleotides. It is a transcript of the gene BRWD3, whose product is annotated as PH-interacting protein. The coding region runs from base 106 to 5982 and encodes 1958 amino acids. Gene Ontology annotation, cellular component: nucleus. NCBI's taxonomy places the organism in Eukaryota, Metazoa, Arthropoda, Insecta, Lepidoptera, Pieridae. The transcript has 43 exons. The record is from RefSeq and is a predicted model, not a curated record. Gene Ontology annotation, biological process: cytoskeleton organization; regulation of cell shape; regulation of transcription by RNA polymerase II. Gene Ontology annotation, molecular function: protein binding.
AUCUUUCGUCAACAAUGUAAUGUUUCAAGUGAAAUGUUUGAUGGUUUUUGUGUAUGUUUGUGAUGUUUUUGACCAGUUUUGAGACACGGUGAUAAAACUAGGAUUAUGGAGGAGUCCAACGAAGACCUCAAUGUCGUCCCAGAACUCUACUUUCUGAUAGCGAAAUUUCUCUCCGGCGGCCCGCUUAAAGAGACUGCAAAGACACUGUUGAAAGAGUUGCAGAGCGUAGACGUCCUACCUCGACGGCUCGACUGGGAGGGCAGCGAGCAUCCUCAAUCUUUCAAUGAAUUGAACUCCCAAUACUCGGAGGUGUCAUGGCGUCGCCUGGCCGCGGUGUGCGAGCGGGCGCUCCGCCUCGCGCGCUCCGCCCCGCCGCGCAUAGACAACACGGAGCAAGUGCUCAGCGCGCGCUUGUCUCUGCUCAGCGAGUCGCUGGUGCACGGCCGGCCGAAGUACGCGUCGCACAAGCAGGACCACACGCUGGUACGUCGACUAAUAUGCCGCGAGUUAGGUGGCGGGCCCCGGGGCCCCGCGAACGGCGCGGGCCCCGUGUGUCCCACAGGGCACGGGGGCCCGUUCCCUGCACGUUUGCUACGGGGCCUCCAGUUACAGCGGCGCACGCUUGGCCAUUUGUCAGCCGUGUAUUGUUUAGUGUUUGACUCGACAGGGAAAUAUGUUGUUACUGGUGCCGACGACCUGUUAGUCAAAGUAUGGAGCGCCAUAGACGGUCGUCUGUUAGCAACGCUCCGCGGCGCAGGCGCAGAGAUAACAGACGUGUCUAUAUCCAGUGAUGGAGCGCUACUGGCCUGUGGCUCGGUCGAGCGGCUCGUGCGAGUGUGGUGUCUAGUUACUGGCGCGCCGAGGGCUGUGUUGCAUGCACAUGCGGGGACGAUUACCUCGGUCCACUGGGCGCCGCCCGCGCACUCGGACGUCCGCUGGCUCGCGUCCACGUCCACGGACGGCUCGGUCGCGUUCUGGACGUGCUCCGUGGACGGGCAGUUCCUCUCGCAGCCGGUGCAGUACGUGGAGCGCAUGCGGCCGGGCGCGUGCCACAUGAUAUGCGCCGCUUGGUCCUCGGGCGGCGCGUUCCUAGCGUGCGGCAGCGCGGACCACCACGUGCGCAUAUACUCCGUGUGUACCGGCGGCCCGAGACGAGUGCUCGAGACAGCUGUACACUUGGACGCGGUGGACAGCAUUGCGUGGGCGCAUAGAGGGCUGCGAUUUGUCUCGGGUAGCAAAGAUGGCACGGCAGCCCUAUGGACGUUAUACGCGACGCAAUGGAGACAUUCGUUGUUGCGUACGUGCGCGCCGGAUGAGCAGAAGAAGUUGAAAGUGACCAUGGUUUGCUGGGACUGUAGCGACGAAUAUGUUAUGACCGCUGUCUCGGAUAAUACUGUUAGGGUAUGGUGCGCACGUACGUGCACGCAAGUACGCUCGCUGUGCGGGCACAGGGACGAAGCGUACGUGCUCGAAGCACACCCGUUCGUGCCGGCCGUGCUGCUGUCCGCAGGGCACGACGGACAGCUGUUCGUGUGGGACGCGGCCGCCGGCGAGGUACUAGCCCAGUUCCACAACGUAAUAGAGGGGCAGGGGGAGGGGGCGAUAUUCGACGCGAAGUGGGGGGGAGGGGACACGAUAGCCGCGUCCGAUUCCCACGGCCACGUGCUCUUGCUGGGACUGGGCAAGGGGCACAGACUGCUCGCCCAAUUGCCCACGGAGCUGUUCUUUCACACGGAUUAUAGGCCUCUGGUACGCGACGCGCUAGGGGGUGCGCUAGACGAACAGACAGAAAUCCCACCCCACUUAAUGCCACCACCAUUCCUGGUGGACGUGGAGGGAGCACCCCACGACCCCCAGUACCAAAGACUCGUCCCUGGGAGGGAGAACCUGGCAUUAUCCCAGUUGAUACCUCACGCUGAUGCAGCAAGGAGCAGAUUGGAUGCGAUGAUUGAAGCGUUGGCUGCCGAUCCGGCAACGCCGCCCGCACAUCCGGCACCGCAGCCUGCUGGUGUAUGGCGCGGUGAGGGCGUGCGGCACACGGCCGGCACGUGGCAGCCGCUGGACGUGCCGCUCAGCACGCGCCCCGUCGUGCUGCCGCUGCCGCCCGCGCACCGCGACCGGAUCGAGCGCGCCAGUGCAGAACUAAACAGCCUAGAGAUGGCGUGGUAUCGCCGGGAGAUGAGGCGCAGACCCCUCAUGAUAUCCACGGCUGGUGGGGAUGGGGCUGCGCGGAGGAAGCCGGGGCGAAGGCCCAGGGCUCCCGCGCCGAGGGCGAGGCCGCAGCCGCCGCAGCCGGCGCAUACGGAGGAACGCUCCGAAGCGGACGGCGACGUCGAUCCGGACGGCGAUCCGGACGCGGACGACCGCUCGUCCGACUCGUCGGACAGCAGCACGUCGGACGAGUCCGUCCGGCUGUCGUCGCGCAGCUCGCGCAGUUCCCCUGCACCGACACGUGCGCGCAGGGCGAGGGCUGUGCGGGCGAGGGCCAGGAGCGAUUCUUCACAUUCACCCAGUAAAAGUGACAGUUCGUCAUCAUCAUCUCAGUAUUCUGACUGGGAGGCUGGUACUGCGCUAGCGCCGCCCGCCAGAGCGAGACGGAAACCUGUGCCCACUACUAGAUACAGCCCCAGCACGACGGCCGCCAAGCGGGCAGGAACCGAACUGCCGGAACAGUACCGCGUCGGCGAGUGGCUCACGGCGGUCGCGCCGCGUAAGGCGCCCUACCACCCGCAGAUGGGCGACCGGGCGGUUUACUUCCGGCUGGGUCAUCAGCGUUACUUUGAAGCGGUGGCCGAAAAGGACUUGUACAAAAUACACCCGAGAGACAAACCGUGGGAGAGGAUGCAUAUAAAUGAUUGCGAAGCGGUCAAAGUGGUCGGCAUGAAGUAUGCGAUAAAACCACCCCGCGUGGUCUGCCUGAAGUUGGCGCGUGAAAUGGAACGCGGCAGCUUCACGGUGCGAUACCACGACAUGCCCGACGUGAUCGACUUCCUCGUGCUGCGGCAGCAGUACGACGCGGCAGUGGCGCGCAGCUGGGGGCAGGGGGACAGGUUCCGCUGCAUGAUAGACGACUCCUGGUGGACGGGGAUAGUUCUCGAGCGAGUCAGUCCAGUCUGUGCAGGGCCGGAAUCGAACUCGCAACCCCACACGUCGAAUAGUAACGAGUGGGCUACUGGGGCGGCUUCUCAUUUCCUAUCAUUACGAGUUCAAUGGGACAACGGUGAAGUGGAGAGAUUGUCCCCAUGGGAUCUUGAACCGCUUGACCCGGAAAGGUUGCCAGCGGAGCCCGGCGGUUCGGUUGCCGUAUUGCCGCACGAGCUAGAAGCAGUGCUGUGCCGCGCGGGCGCGCACGAGUGGCCGCCGCACGCGUGCCGCGCGAUCGCCGCACACAUCUCGCAGGUGAUGUCGCUGUCAGUAGCGGAGCCGUUCGUGGCGCCGGUGGACCUGCAGCUGUACCCGUCGUACGCUAUGGUCGUACCGUACCCGGUCGACCUGGCGACCAUACGGGCGCGGUUCGAGAAUCUGUUCUACCGUCGACCAGCAGCAGCGCAAUUCGACGCGCGAUAUUUAGCCAGCAACGCGGAGCAGUUCAACGAGCCGCACACGCCGAUCGUUCGGCAGGCGCGGCUCGUCACCGACCUGCUGCUCUCCAUCAUCAGCCAGCAACGCGGAGCAGUUCAACGAGCCGCACACGCCGAUCGUUCGGCAGGCGCGGCUCGUCACCGACCUGCUGCUCUCCAUCAUCAGGUAGACCCUCGACACCAGGUAGCUAGCCAGCAACGCGGAGCAGUUCAACGAGCCGCACACGCCGAUCGUGCGGCAGGCGCGGCUCGUCACCGACCUGCUGCUCUCCAUCAUCAGGUAGACCCUCGACACCAGGUAGCUAGCCAGCAACGCGGAGCAGUUCAACGAGCCGCACACGCCGAUCGUGCGGCAGGCGCGGCUCGUCACCGACCUGCUGCUCUCCAUCAUCAGGUAGACCCUCGACACCAGGUAGCUAGCCAGCAACGCGGAGCAGUUCAACGAGCCGCACACGCCGAUCGUUUGGCAGGCGCGGCUCGUCACCGACCUGCUGCUCUCCAUCAUCAGGUAGACCCUCGACACCAGGUAGCUAGCCAGCAACGCGGAGCAGUUCAACGAGCCGCACACGCCGAUCGUGCGGCAGGCGCGGCUCGUCACCGACCUGCUGCUCUCCAUCAUCAGGUAGACCCUCGACACCAGGUAGCUAGCCAGCAACGCGGAGCAGUUCAACGAGCCGCACACGCCGAUCGUGCGGCAGGCGCGGCUCGUCACCGACCUGCUGCUCUCCAUCAUCAGGUAGACCCUCGACACCAGCUAGCCAGCAACGCGGAGCAGUUCAACGAGCCGCACACGCCGAUCGUGCGGCAGGCGCGGCUCGUCACCGACCUGCUGCUCUCCAUCAUCAGUAAUUGGCAGUCAAUAGACGUGGUAAGCAAGUACCACGAGCUAGCCGCAUCUUACCACUCGUCUGAUGAUGAACCACUGCAUGAUAAGAAACGCGUGCGCAGUGCGAACAGGCGGCGAAGCGAAAGCGAAGCGGGCGCGUGGCGGGAACGUGUCACCGCGUUGGUGAGGGAAUUGGCUGCUGCUGCUGAUGCUGAGCCCUUCAGACACCCCGUGGAGCCCAGCCAGGCACCUGAUUACCUAUCAGUGAUCCCAACGCCGAUGGACCUAGGCACAGUACAGCAGAAACUAGAAAAUGGCGACUACAACAGUGCUAGUGAAGUGGCCGCUGAUGUUCGGCUCGUGUUCGCGAACAGCAGACUGUAUAACACUAAUAAGCGGAGCCGGAUAUACUCAAUGACGGUGCGUCUAUCGUCCCUGUUCGAAGCUCUAUGGUCGCGCAUGCCCAUAGACACUAGAAGCACUAGACGCUCCACGAGACGGGAUCGACAUGUGCGACGUACGCGCAGGAGGAAGGAUACCGUGGAAACGAACGGCGACAUGCAGCACAAGAACGCGUCAUCCAGUUCGGAGUGCGAGACGCUCGCGGUCGCAUCGCGUCGCGCGGCUCGAUGCGAGCGGACGCGGGACGACUCGUGGGACAGCGAUGCUCCGCUCAAUGCGCAUACUAAAGGCAAAGGAGUGGGAAAGAAGAGCAAAAACGGUCCCGUAGCGAGUACGUCAAGUCGUGUGCCGCCAACGUUCGUAGCAACAAACGGAAUAGACACGGAGUCGGAGAACGAGGUGAGGCUCGCGGAAAUUCCGGACGGGAGCAGUUCCGAUUCCAGCGCGUAUUCCAGGAUACAGGUGGUGGAAGAAGAAUUGGCAGAAGACGAAGUAGAAGUGACUUAUGAGCCACCACCAACACGAACUCGACGGCACAGACAUGAUCAGAGCAUUUCUCGAAAACGUCGACGCCUCCGCAGUUCGGGCAGUUCGGGCGAACACACAGCUGUUAACCGACCGCACAAACGAACGCGUGAACGGUUCACCGACGGCUCUCUAUCAUCUUCGUCGUCUGGCUGGCAGUCUGGCUGGCGGUCUGGCGGGAGAUACGAGUCGGACCGUUCGUAUCAUCCCGGCUAUUCGACUGAUGAUGAAACGCCGCUGCUGUUGUACAGGCAAAGACAAGAAGGCGAGGUGGAGGCUGGUCCUUCGAGACGGCCGCAACAACACCGGAGUGGUGGUGUAAGCCUGCGCAAGCGCAGAAGUCCGCGGCGUUACAACGAAGAUAGCGAAGACGAUUCCAUAGCGGCCAUCAGCAAACGGCAGCAGAGGAGACAUCAUCCACCGGGUCCGAGUAUAUCGCACGCACGUUCAGCUCCUCACACGAACGAUCACAAUUACUUCAAUGGCCACGCGUCGCAUCAUAACGGGGGUUCCCCGGGCUCCGGGGGCUCGGCGGGCCCUGCGACGGGCCCUGCGGCAGGCCCCGGGCCGGCGGGCCCUGUGUCCAUCUCCUCGCGGGGCAGGGUCCGCCGGCUGACCGCCAAGGCCAGGGGCCUCCUGCGCGAAUAAUACAGGGCCUUCGAGCGGGGCCUGCGCGGGUUAACCAGCCCCCUGUUUAUAUCGUACAGGGGCAGGGUUAAGAAAAUCGCGCAACCCCGUGAUUGUGACUCGUCAUGAGGUCGACCCUAAGUGAAGUGGGGAUUGAAAGCCCUAAGUGAUUGUGUUAAGUGGAGAGACAUUCCCCUCAAGGAUUGUGUGGGGGUUGCAACCCCUAAAGUGUGUAUAGUGCAGUGUCGGACGCUGUAAGUAGUAAAUUAUGUGCAGUGAUACAUGAUCAGAACCCCUUAAGUACACACAGCCCUUAAGAAAUUGUGUAUAGUGCAAUAUCAGAGACAACUAAGUUAUUGUGUAUGAUCGCUAAGUGUUUGAUCUUGGUGGUACAGGGUCGGAACCCCUAAAUGAUUGUGUUCAGUAGUACGAUGUCGUGAAUGGAGCCCCUAACUUAACUAGAAAACCUAAGUAAAUGUAUGUGUGGUGGUAAGAACCCCUAAAUAAUUUUAUUAAAUAUUUUGUGACUUCAGGAUCAGGGGCGCGGAACCCCUGAUUAUAUAAUAAGUGUUUGUAUGUGGGGGUUGGGAGUCAUUUUGCUUGUCAAGUAGAACCCCUAGAUGUACCAAUUGAAUAGUGUAGUAAGCUAUUUGUUUGAAAUGUAGAUAUUGAUGAUUUGUUUAUUUUGUAUUAAGUAGUAAUAUCGUUUGACACUGACCCCCGUAAAGGUGUUGUGAGGGGUCUACAGGACCGCCUAUAAACUCGAUUGCUCAUAUUAAUAAUGUUAAAUAUUAGUGUUUGCACUUUGUACACUUUAGAUAAAGGAAUUUUAAUUUUGAUGAAUUACUGAUGUUUUUUUUUUGUGUAUAAAGUGUAGGCGCUAAGUAAUUCGGUAUUGUAUAGGUGUCGUCCACUAAAUUAAGCGAUUGUUGUGUAUCGAUUUACACUAAUAGUUAUUUAUUGUACAAUUGUGAUAUGUCAGAAUAGGGGUCGGGGGUCGAGUGGCCCUGCGAGGGGUUGUGGGACCUUUUCUAUAAAAAAUUGGAAAAUAUUUUGAGAAUUUCUUAUGUAAAAAUUAUUUUUAAUUAUUGAUGUAAAUUCAAUGUUUUUUUCAAU